AUGACCCAAUGGGAUGUGCUGAGAACGAAUGCAGCAGCAAACCAAGUAAGACAGAAUGACCCGGUAGUAUCCCCCUCCCCUAUGGAACAAGUACUGGCCAAAAGACUGGCCGACGUUGAGGCAGUGAUGAGACGCAUUCCAGGUAUGCCGGUCCCAACCAAGAAGAACAGACCCUACAGUUAUGCUGAUUCACCCUUUGUGGAUGAGAUCGCCCUGGCCGACAUACCCCAGAAAUUCACCAUCCCCAACAUGAAACCAUACGAUGGUACCACCGACCCGGAUGACCACAUAGCCUCAUACAAGCAGCGGAUGUUUACAGUCUCAAUACCCCGACCGCUUAGGGAAGUCUGCAUGUGCAAGAGUUUCGGUUCUAGUCUAUCUGGACCGACACUCCAAUGGUACACGAACCUCCCAAACGGAUCCAUCGACUCAUUUGCCCAGCUUACUAACACCUUCGUGGAACAAUUCGCCAGCAGCAAGAAACUAGAGAAACUAUCAGUCGACCUAUACCGAAUAUACCAGAGAAGGGGAGAGCCAUUGAGAGAAUAUGUCAGCAGAUUCAAUAGAGAAAAGAUCUCUAUCCCCUCAUGUAACCCUAAGACUGCUGUGGACGCUUUCAGGAAAGGCCUCCUCCCAGACGGAGAACUGUACAAAGAACUUACGAAGCUGGGUUGCAUCACAAUGGAAGAUGCUCUGGCCCAGGUGGUUAUCCAAAUAAGAUGGGAGGAAGAUGAGAUGAACCGAGCUGCCCAUUCUAGAUACGAAUCAAGGCAGAGCGAUAAGAAGCCAGAGCCUAGACUGGUAGAGCGCCGCUACCAACCUCCAGCACGCAAUAUGGGCAGAGUCAGAAAGCCUUAUGAUCGCCAACCUACGAGAAAUGAUAACAGGCAGUUCGGAUCGAACCAAUGCAAAAUACUAGAGUACAACCUCAAUGUCGAACCAACCCAGGUCGUAGCAAUAAUGAAAGGACUGGGAUCCACCGUCAAGUGGCCUGGCAAGCUCAAUCCCGAGGCAAAGAGAGACACAACCAAGUGGUGUGAGUUCCACAGCGACCAUGGGCAUAACACCGGAGACUGUAUUGCCUUGCGGCUCGAGGUUGCCGCACUUCUAAAAAGGGGACAUCUCCGUGAUCUGCUUACUGACAAGGGGAAGAACACCAUUAGCCAGAAAAGCUCCAAAGAACCGUCACCCCCUCCGCGGGAACCCACACCGAAAGGUUUCUGUUCGCUUAUCUCUGGAGGAUCAAAGAUCAGUGGAGUAAGUUACUCAUCAGCCAAGCGAUAUGCUAAAGCCAGCCACCACCAUGAAGUACAGUCCAUCCAUCCAUCCGGUCUCGCGAUCACACUCUUAUCAGGUAAUUCAGUUUGA
Molecule: messenger RNA, 1368 nt
Organism: Pistacia vera
Lineage: Eukaryota; Viridiplantae; Streptophyta; Magnoliopsida; Sapindales; Anacardiaceae
Exons: 1
Coding region: 1-1368 (455 amino acids)
Source: RefSeq, a predicted model, not a curated record